AUGGUAGCAAGUCUUCGUCGUGUUCUGGACUCUUUGCUCGAGGAGAUAUCUUUGUGCGGCGACCGAGGUGCCUCUCCGACCGAAGUGCUCGGCUUUAUUGAGGCAAUUUAUGCGACAUCUACCCUGGCAGAUGACCAUAUAGGUAGGCCGUGUGCGCUAAAAGUUGACCGCCCCCUCAAGGCUAAGCUAUGGACAUGGUUAACGCAAAACCCGGAGGUCUCUGUCGGGAGAAACAGGGAAGGAAACGGUCUUUCCCUUGAAGAGGCUUUGGGGGCGGAAGCCCAUGCCGGCCAGGUCAUUUCACCCAGUGAGCCAGAGGAAUCAGAAGUCCUUCUGCCUGAUCCGAGGCGGGAGACAACGGAGGUGCUGCGUGUGUUUGUCUCUCAAGAACGUAUGUGGCAUUCGAUCACCGGCCAUGAACCAGACAAGUCUAGGGUACUCCCCUUGGAGUUUGAUCUUCUCUCUAUCAUUUCCACCCACAAAUCAAGGGGGAUAGUGCAAGGAGAUCUUGUCAGACUCAGCGGACAGGACAAACGUUCAGUACCCAAACGCACGGACUUGCUGCAGCUUAAAGGCUACAUAGAAAAAAAAGCCAUUCAAUAUAAAGGGGCUAGAACAAGUUUAUGUGUCCUGAAAAGAUUUGCUAGCGCUACCCGGGAGGAGAUCUCUCAAACAGUUCGGUUUGAAAACGAGCGUGUUGGCGAUUCCCAAGCAAAUGACCUGGUUGAUUUUUCCGUCCUUUUGGAUAAGCUCUUCCAAUGUCUCCGAGAGCGCAAAGUCAUUACAAGGAGUGAGCUUAAAGAGAAACUGGGAAUGACUGAAUUGUGGCGCUCCAAAAUCCUACGAAGAGCCAUUAUUAAACUUGAAGCCAUUGGCUGUCUCCGACGCGUAAAGGCCAUUUCACAAUAUCACCAGGUCAUGAAGUCUUUGCACCCGUCGAUUAUGUUAAUUCGAGACCCUACGGAAAAGGACAUACGAUUGUUUCAUGAAGAUAACCAGGCCGUUAUUGCUUCUCUGCGUCAGGGGGAUACUAAUAGUUUGCGUGACUCCCAAGGUCAAGAUGAGGACUUAGAAGAUAUAGAUGAUAUGCCGGGCGCUGCUUCACUUGGACCGGUGACCGUGGUACAAGAUGCUAGUCGAGUAGUUCCUCAAUGGACUCCUGAUCAAAACUUAUCUAAAUUUGUACUCGAUAUCAUCCACAAAGCUGGCCCGGCAGGCAUGAAUAACUUGGAGAUUGUUGCGGCAUCAAUGGGUCCCUUUUUUCGACGACCCAUUGAGGCUCUUGUGUCUCGCUUGGUCAACUCAUGGCAAUUCGCUCAGCCUCUUCAUAUCCGACACCUGUCUCUUGUUCGCGACACUGCACUUCGUGGAACUAUUUCCUAUUUUGUUCAUUAUUCGUACGAAACCUUUGCUGCUCUCGUUGAAAACGGCCAGGCUUCUUGGGAAGCUGUUAGCGGGUCGGGCAAGAAGGAUGGAAGUCGAUUUCGCCCAAUCGAUGCAAAGCCUGUAUUCGAUGAAUACGGUUUCCCUCCUGGAAAUGAGCCACCAAAUAUUUUAAACCACGGCAGUUCCAGUCUUUGGGAAUGUUUAAACAUUGCAAAGCCUACUGACUAUGUUGCUACGCAUCGUGACCCGAUGGUGGUGCAUCUGCCGGAUGGCACGCUUGGUAUCCGAUUACUAGACCAGGUUCGAAACCAGAAGAAUUGGACCAAUGGCCGCAGUAAUGCCCGACAUAAAAUUAAACGCAGUGCUUCCGAUGCUGGCCUUACAGAUUUCAAAUUAAUUAGUGAUAUCCCUGCGAAAGGACUGACUCCAGCAGAUAAACGGAGAAAGAAAAUUGAUGAUGUUAGGCCAAUGACAGAACUGGAACGGCUAGAGGCAAAGGGGUAUGAUCAAAGCUGGACGGCAUAUAGCGUCCUCAUGCUAGAAAGGCCCACUCCUGGUCUAUACAUGACCGCUAUUGGCAAAAGAAGAGCCCAUGGUAUGAGGCAAGGUCGUGCAGGAAGAAGUCGAAUUGCGAUCUUCAAGUUUUCUAGACUACAUGACUUCGACUGGUUUGUUGCCGAGGAAGAAGUUCAGCAAGCUACUAACCUUUCAACAAUGUUCGAUGUCGCAGAAGUACAGCCGCACUUAGAUACUCAGAGCACACUAGGCCAUAUGCCUCAAACUAGAAGCCAGCGAAGAAAGGGUUUACCAACACUAGUCGAAGAUCUGUCCAAGACGCGUAUUUCUGAGGGGGUAGAAAAUAGUGUCAAAGACGCCCGCGUUGAAAGUGCUGACGGUCGAAGCGUCAGUAUUGAGCGAAUUUCAAAGAAACGGAAAUUCCCUACUUCGGUUGAUGUUGCUUCUGAUCACUUGAUUGCGAAGGCGAAAUCACCCACAAAACGACGAAAAGGUAGGCCAUUUACAGCUGACCUGGUUGAUAUAAGCCAGGGCAACCUAAACUCCACAGACGAACCUACGACCUCUCCUAUGAAACCGGGACAAGAGCGAGAAGAAGAACAGGCACAUCCAUCUUCCAACAGACUGGAAGUAUCAUCCGAGGAAUUGGCAAACACCAUUGAACCUGAACCCAGCAUCACUGAAGUUCAAGGUAGGAACAAACAACAUAAACUGGGGAUAACCCCAAUGGAGUCGACUCCGAUCACACUAGUCAACGAAGGUCGAGGUCAGCCUGCACACAGAAUGUCAGCUGGAGAACCAGCGACACCAGCUCCCUCUACCGGUGCCCAGCGUGAAUCCGCCCUUGGUGCUAAUAGAGAAAAUAGAGGUGGUUCAAUUGCUCUCUUGCGACGCAAGAUUGUGAUGGACAUCAUUCAGCAAUGUGAUGGGAUUCAUCCUAUGGGAACCGAGCUGUGGUAUCCGUUUGCAACAGCUUGGUUGAAGACUAGGCCAGAGAAACCUGACAUGCGCACAAUACGAAGUGCUGUUAAAUCCUUAAUCGAGUCCGGGAAACUUCGCCAGCUAACUUUCAGUGGAAAGAAUUCUAAAGGGCUGAUGGUCACUAAGAAUCUACUUACAAAGCCAGAAAUAGAUUCCAUGGACCCUAUGGUUAGGAGUAUACAAGAAGCCAUGCUCGAUGCAGAUCCUCGGUUUUAUUUGCAUCCCAAGGCGCAUAUUGACCCGUCAUUGAAGAAGUCUCAUAAAGGGCUUACGAGUCAAGAGAUCAAACUGCCUGAAUUAAAUGAAGAGGUUAGAGUUACCUUGAAUUAUAUCCCGGCUAGAAUGCGUCCGAAACCUACACGUAUUCCAAGAUACCGUUUCAUCUCUUUUGGGACCGGUAGUCGAGACUUUGAUACCAUGGGACCAAGGGCCCUCCAACGCCUAAAAUCUCUUCAUAAGCGUGCCUCUGCAAGCCCUUUUCUGGACUCCCUUUCGACUCCUAUUCCCCAAUCAUCAUCUGAAAUCCCAAUGCUUUUGACCUGGCCCCCUAGAAAUAUCUACGCGGAUCUACUUUUUGGUGCGAAAUGGAAACCAUCGUUGCUUUCGAUGCUCAUGUUCCCAGCCCAAACUUUCAAUUGUGUCACUGGAACAUUUGGAACUGGUGUAUGUUACGCUUCAAAGCGUAAACGGCGACCCCCACUGCGAAAGCUUGCACCAUUGCUUCCCGCAUCUGUGCCACAGAGGCUCGAUGAUAUUCUAUCCAUUGCCAAAAAGCAAGAUAUUGAUUUCUCCACGGAGCCGGAUCCUGUCGCAACAGAAUUCUUUUCAAAUAUAGAUGCAGUUAGGGAUUGGGAAUUGAAAACUUACCCUUAUACACCCCCGAGAACCCCAGCGCUAAGGUAUAUAGACCAUACAAUAUCGGGUCCAUUUGAGAGUGUACCUUUGGAAGGUCCUGUGCGGUUUGAAACCGACCCUCACUCUGCUUCGCCUGUACGUGGAAGGCGGUCGGGGCCUCCAGUAACCCGCCAGGCAACCCGAGCGAUGACAGAGUCUCCUUUCGAUGAGACCUGGCCAUUCUUUCGAUAUUUUGUACCGCGAAAAACUGCUAGAGAUUCUCGCUUUGGUCAAACACAGCCACGAACAGAAACCCAAGCAAAUAGACGUCUUGCACAACUCCAAGAGUCAGUAAGAACAUCUGCAGGUGCCAGCAAAUCAAUGGAUCGUACAUUGAAGCGGAUACGAUUAUCAAAAGAUUUUCCGCAGCAUGUCGCCCAAAAACUCACAAUGACCAUUGUCGUUGUGCGUGCAUUAGCUGGAGGGUUCGAAGGAAAACUGAUCGAUUGGCCCUUGGUUGCCUCUGUUUUCCCUGGAUAUGACCCGAAAUUUAUUCAGGAUCGUGGCAAAAGUAUAUUAUCUCGACAUAGGCUUCAAAUGGCAAAAAUGCAAAGGGAUUUUCAGGAGAGAUAUCUUGAAGCUUACGAAAAGAAUCUCGUUCCGAAGAUAGAUUAUGAUGAUUUGGAAGGGUAUGAUUGGGGAGCUGUAGUUGAAUGGGCAGAGGAACAACUUGACAGACCUAGUCUUAUGAGGGUCCCAAGUUUACCAGCAACCCGUGAACAGUUUGAAAGUAUCUUUGGGAUCAGAAAAGAACCCAUUCAUGGCAUUGAUGAUAUUUAUCAUCAUGGCUCGCACAUUACUGUUUCACGAAAACGAGUUUUUUAUGCCAAUCUGCCGUUUACCAAACUUAUCACUGCUAAAACGGCAUGUACGGUUGCCACUUUGGACAAGGUAAAAAAAGCUGAAGCUGCUGAUCGCCUAGAGACGGCCAAGUCUUGGGUCCGUUCUAAUGUAGUCACGCCCGAGGAGACAUACCGAGCCACAGAUGCACGGCAGACUUUGGAACGCUUUGGCGAGCAUCUUAUUGGCGAAGCAAUACAGUCUCUUAUCACAGAGAGAGUGAUUUCUAUGGGUAAUCGCGGGAAAGUCCGGCCAGGCCGUAACUACGAUGUUACCGAAUACUUUUUGGUUGCAUUUGGGCGCAAGCGGAUGCUUGAGUCCGUGCAGUUACGGCGGGCACUUCAAUUCAAACUCGAGGUUCUCGACCCGGCGAUGAGGUCGGACGGUAAAUACCAGGUACCCUACGAAGCGGAAGAUGGUGAUAUACUCGUUUUGAUAAACCUGGCAGCGCAGGGGCGUGUGACGGUAUGGCCGGUGAAUCCACCACGGAAUAAGUACGGGCUGACGGAUAUGGGCUAUUUAACGAGAACGAUGGACAAGAAGAAGCUUCAUUUCGACAUGGAAAUCCAUUUAGUGACAGGAAAAUAUGUCUAUGGCAAUCCGCUAGCUGAUGUUGUUUCCACAACGCCAGCCCCUGACGCCGGCUUGCGAGAAGAUGGCCUGAAUCCCAUGGUUCCUCUACCUAAAAUCCCACUUUGGAUAGAUGUGCACGGAAAAUUUGUGAAGCUUCUCUGGGAGCUUGUUGUUGCCUCUGUGGUGGGAUUGAUCGCUGCUCGUCCGGGCUCGGGGUUAAGCACUAUUUUACGGAUUAUGCAACCAUUUCUUGGUGCGUGGGAAGGCGAGCUGGUUUUACGGUGGCUGAAUGAUGUGGGGGCUAUUCGGAAAACCGAACGAGACAGCGUUGAAGAAGGGUGGGUGGUGGAGGAAUGGUGGUAUCUCAUCCUCUGCAUGGACCUGACAGCCUCGACUGCAUCAAUACAGUCCGAAUCGCGAAGCUUUAGUGAGCAGCCCGAUGCUUCAUUUUCGAAAGAAACUCCAUUGGAACUCUAA
Molecule: messenger RNA, 5667 nt
Organism: Ophidiomyces ophidiicola
Lineage: Eukaryota; Fungi; Ascomycota; Eurotiomycetes; Onygenales; Onygenaceae
Exons: 4
Coding region: 1-5667 (1888 amino acids)
Biological process (GO): 5S class rRNA transcription by RNA polymerase III; transcription initiation at RNA polymerase III promoter
Cellular component (GO): transcription factor TFIIIC complex
Molecular function (GO): DNA binding
Source: RefSeq, a predicted model, not a curated record